Molecule: messenger RNA, 1311 nt
Organism: Diospyros lotus (date-plum)
Lineage: Eukaryota; Viridiplantae; Streptophyta; Magnoliopsida; Ericales; Ebenaceae
Product: glycine-rich RNA-binding protein 2, mitochondrial-like
Exons: 5
Coding region: 170-1021 (283 amino acids)
Molecular function (GO): RNA binding
Source: RefSeq, a predicted model, not a curated record
UCAACGGGCCCAGACGUUCCCGAAACCCAUCCAACGGAUAGCAUAAGUUUCAACUUCCCUUAUAAGUCGCUCCUUAAACCCUCUUCCCUUUAAAAUUAUUUCUAGGGUUUUAGAGGAAAGAGAAAGGGAAGCCAAGCUCAAAGCCAUACUCAACCACGCCGAAGAAGCAAUGUCUUUCUUGAGUAAAACUGGCAGUAUACUCAGGCAGACUGUGAGCAAGCAUAUCAAGCCUGAAAUUUAUGGGUCCAACCCAUCUGUCUUCCAAAUGAUAAGAUUCAUGUCAUCUUCAAAACUCUUUAUUGGAGGACUUUCAUAUGGCACAGAUGAGACAAGUCUGAAAGAAGCUUUCAAUAAGUAUGGAGAUGUUGUGGAAGCGAAAGUAAUUAUAGAUCGUGAUACUGGAAGAUCCAGAGGAUUUGGGUUUGUUACUUAUACUAAUGGUGAGGAGGCUUCUGCUGCUAUCCAGGCAUUGGAUGGACAGGAACUACAUGGCCGUAGCGUAAGGGUGAACUAUGCAAAUGAUAGACCACAAACUGGUGGCUUUGGUGGUGGUUAUGGUGCAGGCAGCUAUGGAGGUGGUGGUUAUGGUGGCGUUGGAAGCUAUGGAGGAGCCAAUUCUGGUAGUUAUGGCAGUGGAGAAGGAUACGGUGGUAGCAGUUAUGGUGGAAGCAGCUAUGGAAGUGGAGGCAGUGGGGGGGAAGGUUAUGGAGGGAACUAUGGCCAGGGUGGCAGUUACCCAAACAGUGGACACAGCAGCAAUUUUGGCCAUGUUGGGCAGAGUUUUGGUGUUGCUGGUGGUGGUGGAAGUGGUAUAUAUGGCGGUAGCGGGGUUAAUGGAGUGGAGAACAGCAGCUUCACGAGCAGUGGAUAUGGUGUUAGCAGUACAGGAGGAGGAUUAGGAGGAUAUAGUCCUGAGAACAGCAGCAGCAGCCAAAUGGUGGAUGGUUCGGAUUCAGUAGAGGGUGAUUACAAUGCUGCUGCUGCUGCUGCUGAUGAUGACUAUGCCAGCAGAAGAGCGUGAUUUCUGAAGAGGUAGUCAAUUGUUGUGGUAGUACUAAGAAAUACCAAGCGAUUGAAUGUGUCUUCUCUUCCUUCUUCCGUUCAGUUCACCACUGUCAUCAGAAGAUCACCCUUGGCCUUUGGUUUUUUUUCACUUAUGCCCCUGCCCCGUCUCUCCAUUAUGUGUGUUGUCUUCUUUCGCUCUGCGAAGUACAUUUUAUGUCGGGUGCAAUGUUUAGCUUUGAUAAAAACAAAAAACAAAAAAUGCUUGUUUUUAGAGCAAUUCCAAGUUCCGGGGCAUUUUAUCUUGUC